Tetranychus urticae (two-spotted spider mite) is the source of this 4775-nucleotide messenger RNA. RefSeq lists its product as uncharacterized. Gene Ontology annotation, molecular function: metal ion binding; mRNA binding; RNA endonuclease activity. The record is from RefSeq and is a predicted model, not a curated record. NCBI's taxonomy places the organism in Eukaryota, Metazoa, Arthropoda, Arachnida, Trombidiformes, Tetranychidae. Gene Ontology annotation, cellular component: cytoplasmic ribonucleoprotein granule; nucleus.
GUUUAUGUAUUUUAUGUGUUGGCCAUUUGCUUAACAAGCUACUGUUUUUUCUUCCCUCUCUCAUCUUUCUCUCUCUCUCUUUCUUUUCUCUUGUUUAAAACCACCAAAUUAACCAAACCUACUUUUGACCUGAUUUAGUUAAACUUGUCUCUUAUUGUACCUUGAUUAGUUUACAUUUCAUUUCAUCAUCGUUCUCUCCUCAUCAUCAUGUAUAUUGAUUGAAUAGUAUUGAGUUAGUUAAUUUGGUAGGAAAAACUCUUUACCUCGCUCAACCAACUUUUAAGAUAAAGAGAUGAUAGUUAACAGGCUUUCACCUUCAUUACUCAACCAACCUCGUCAUAAUCAUAAUCAUAACCAUUUUCAUUGCCAACAAUAACACCACUAUCUGAAUAUUCUUGGUAUCUUACUUACUAAAAAUCAUUGUCAAUUGAUUUGUUAAGUGAUCAAUGAUUAUUGAUAGUCUAUUUGACAAGUUUCUCCCUUUAACAUUCAUUAUAUACUCACACAUCUGAAGAUUUUAUUUCCCCUAAAAUAAUCAAAACUCCAGAUUAAUUCCCAUGUCUGUUUCUGUGAUCUCUUAUAAUUGCCCAACGUAUCGGUAAUGAUUAUACUGUUGAUUACAUUCAAAUGAAAAUCUUUCUCUGAAUUAUUUGCUCCUCUCUUCCUUCAUACUGUGCUUCAUAUUUCUCUCUAUUACCAUUGUGUUGUUAAAGUGAAUGCAAACCAUGAUUGGCUUAGCUAAUAACCAAUAUUUCAAUCAAUUUCUGGUUUCGCCUUUUCAGGUAACCAUGGGAUUUGAUGGUGACCAUGAUGAAAUAUCACGAACAGUGUCGGACACAUUAGCAGCCGAGUAUCGUGAUUAUGUGACCAUUAAAAGGACUACACCAACAUCUGUUGAAAUAUUUAACCCACCAUUAAGUUCAACUCUAUCUUCAUCAUCAACCUCGUCACUGGUUAAAGAUGAGGUAUUGAGUUUAUGUGACGAUCCAAUUGUCGAUGAUUCAAAUUACAAUGCUCGAGUUGAAUUUGGCCUUAAAUUGGGUUACACCGAAUCUCAGGUUCAAAUGGCUUUGGUCAAGGUUGGUCCAUUUGCUGCUCAAAAUGAGCUUCUCGAAGAGCUGAUUAAACUCGGUGCCAGUGGACCCAAUUUAACUAAAACCAAUUCCAAUCCUAGUUAUACUGUUGUAAAUAAUAGUAGUGCCAAUCAUGAAUCCCAUCAACAUUCACAUCAUCACCUUGUUCAUCAUACCGAUGAUGUCCACUUGGAUACUUUACAUCGUACCUGUGAUACAACCGAUAGUAGUGACUAUUUACGACCGAUAGUGAUUGAUGGCAGCAAUGUAGCCAUGAGUCAUGGUAAUAAAGAAAUUUUCUCGUGUCGAGGAUUGCGAAUCUGUGUUGAUUGGUUCAAAGCCAGAGGCCAUAAAGAAAUAACCGUUUUCGUUCCAAUGUGGCGCAAGGAGUCAUCACCAAUUGAGAAUCCAAUCAAAGAUCGAGAAAUACUUUUUCAACUUCAAAAUGAAAAGGUUUUGGUUUUUACUCCUUCACGAAUGGUUGGUGGACGACGGUUGACCUGCCAUGAUGAUUUGUACAUCCUUAAUUUGGCCUCACAAAAUGAUGGAGUUGUUGUUAGCAAUGACAAUUAUCGUGAUUUAAUCAAUCGUAAUCCAGAAUAUAAAAAGGUUGUCGAGGAAAGGCUUUUAAUGUAUUCUUUUGUAAAUGAUCGGUUUAUGCCUCCUGAUGAUCCAUUGGGUCGCCAUGGACCCACUUUGGAUGUUUUCUUGCGUCGAAAGGAACAGCCACCGCCACCUUUACACUGUCCUUAUGGUAAAAAAUGUACAUACGGAAAUAAAUGUAAAUAUUAUCAUCCAGAAAGAGGUAAUCAGCCACAAAAAACAGUCACUGAGCGCCUCUUGGAACAAGCACAAUUACAGUUGAUGGAAGUCAAGGCUCGAAACCAAUCUGGAUCCAAUGCUGGCAGUUCAAGCUCAAUUGAUGGCGUUACAUCUUCUACAAAAUUGGGUGAAAAAAUGAGAGCAACUCACACAGGUAGUUUACCCCCAAACAUUACUCUAUGUGAGGGUAACAAUGGUAAUAAAUUGGGCAAAAAGAUGACCAUUUCAAGGAUUAAACCUCUAUUAACAUCCCAUUCAACGAGUUUCCCUCUUGACGCACGUAAAGAUGGAUUAUUUAACUCACAAACAAUUCAACAAUCAAUUGGAUCUUCAAAUACUGGGCAAAUUGGCAAUAAUAUCAACAACAAUAAUAAUAACAAUAAUAAUAAUGUUAAUAGCAAAGUAUCUUCGAGCAAAGAAGCUGAAUCGGUUAAUUUACAUCGUAAAUUACAACGACAGUUAACCUUAAAUCCCACAUAUGAUGCUCGUCUGGCCCGAAUGACUGGUUAUAGUGACAAGUCAACAAGUAAUAAAUCGAGAACACCAGAGAAAAAAGGUUCUUCAUCGUCACCAGGCAAUAGUGGUGGACCUGCAGGUGGCCAUAAGCAAGUUAUGAGGAUUCGAAGUGACAGUGGAUUCAGUACUGGUAGAGACACGAGCGGUAAUGUGAAUAGUGGCCAUAAGAAGACGAAUCACGGUGCAUUACAAAAUUAUCCGUAUUUAAAUUUGAAUAGCAUGCCCCAUCCAAAUGUUACCCGAAUUGCAAGUGCCCCUGACUCUAACUCAACGUGGCUUCCACCAAGACAAACCAUUCUGGGUAAUGCCAACUCAGAUUCACGUUUAAACAUGUGCCAAAAUAUAUCAAUUGGAUCAGGCCUGAGUCAACAGCAACAGGUACAAUCGACUGAAUCAUCAGUCAUUUCAUCAGCAACACCACCUUUCCCAGGUUCCUCUAUUUGGUCAACCAGUGAAUCAAUUCCAUACCAAUUGGCUCAACCUAAUUGGUCCAAUUCACCGAUUAAUCUUCGACCUUUAUCAGUUCCACAAUUCUUACCUUUAUCUGCCAAGAAAAGCUGUCCUCUAUUGAACAGCAAUCGAUCUCACCAAGGAUCCCAGAAAACUCUGAUGUACCGUUCACUGUCGCCAGAAUUAUUUUCAGAUAAUCCACGGUCUAAACUCUACUUUCAUUUGGCCUCAAUUUUCCCAGAAAACCAUGUUCGCACUGCUAUGGACAUGUUACCAGGAGAAACGAAUGCUCAAAUAAUUUGUGCCGCCAUUUUAAAUAUGUUUACAUCGGAGUCACCGCACAAUAGGAAUAGUAUUAAUUAAUGAAAAAAUUGCCAAAAUGUAACAUUUAGAAGCCAAACCAAAUUACGACUCAACCAUAUUCUUAAUGAAUUGAAGUCUCUUUCGUUUGCUUUUACAUCUAGCAAAUCAACUCUUAUGUUGGUUUAAUCAAUAAGUUUAGGAUAACUAUUGGACAAAGAAAAAUGUCCAAUUUUCCAAUUGUUCAAUUCAAAUCAUAAAAACGUAAUCUUCUUCCAUUGAAGAAGAUUAAUUUUUCUUUUAGCUUUUUUCCAAGCAAAUCAAUUGUUUCAUCCAACAUCAUCUCUAUCUUAAUACUGUUUCUCAUCAGAUUGUUUUAUUGUUUUCCUUUUUGUAAUGUUACUGUUAGAAAAAAAAUGAUGAGAAUAUAUUUCAAGAUUCUUAUCCUUUCAUCAGUUAAUAAGCAAAAUUGUGACAAAUCAAAUUUAAUUGUAAAUUUACAGAGCAUGGUAAAAACAGGCAAAUGUUACUAAUACUGUAAACCCAAUUGUGUGUUUACAUGAAAGAUCAGUCAAAUUGAGUUUCACUUUUCAUCUCUUUGCGCUGAUAAACACAUCAAUAUUGUAUUGAAAUGUUUACUCAAUUGUCAACAUUUAAAAAUCAAAUUUGUCACUUUUGCUGCUUCGAUCUAUCAGUUUCAAACACAAUCCUCAGUGUUUGUGUAAGUCUAAGCUUGUCUCAAUACAAUCCAUUGUAUUUCAAUAGCAACCCUAGACAAAUACAAAUCUUUGAUAUUAGUCAUGUCAAAGAAGAUGUUAAUCAAUUAAUUUAUAAACAGCAACUCCUUUGUAUCAAGUUAUCUUGAAUUGCAAUUAACUGCAAUUUAAUCUUCUCGCAAUUGUUUCCAUUGAGAAGACUUGAAUCAUUUUAUUAUAUAAAAUAAUGUAAAAGUGUUUCAAUCCAUGUUAGCAUCGUAUAAUCAGUUGAUCAAUGUUAACAUUACUGUUGAGGUUUUACACCUUUUAGCAUAACUUACCCUUUAAAUUGACUUAGAGACAUCGAUUGAAACACUUGAUUGCUUCAAUAAUUAAUAUUUAUGUUUAAUUUAUGUAAUUUAAAUUUUUUUCAUUGUUAAAGUAAAGAAUGUAAUGUUUUGUAUUAUUUUAACGCUUGUAAUAUUGAUAUACAUUCAACUGUAUAUCAUGUUAACAGUUUUAUUAUAAUAUUGGAAACGAAAUCAAAUUAGUAUUGAUGAAAAUUUUCAAUUGCAUCUUGUUAAACAGUUUAAACGACCAGAUAAACAGAUAAUCGUAAAUUUGAUUUCUUAAUUCAAUUGUGUUCUUUCCCAUCAACCAUAUUUUGUAUUUCAUCAGUCCAACCAAUUCUCAUUUUGUGUUCCCAACUUUUUAUCAUAUUUAUAUAACAAACCUUUUAAAUGACUUAGCCAAUGAUUUAUAAAUUAUGGACCAAACAUUUUGUUUCUCAUUGUAUUACUUUCAUUUUUUUUGUAUAAUGUGAUUAAUACAAAUUAGCGCAUGAUGAUAAUUAAUUGUCAUUAAUUCGUUUAUUUUCCGUUUAAAAACAUUAAAGUGUUGUGACAAACAUUUCUGGUAA